UCUUUUUCUUCGCAGGAUGUUGAGAAUAAGUGACUGUGAAACUUGAGUGAAUCUUGAAACCUCGACUUUCUAAUCUUGGUUUGAGGCCAUCUGCAAGGAAUAUGGCGAACACAAAUGCUCCCGCGUCCUCGGUGAAGCAGGAGAACAGGGCAGACGAUGAUGAAAUCGGACGAUUGGCUGAGCAGAUGCGGCAGAACCUGGCGCGGGCACCACCAACCAACGCCGCAACCCUCCAGUUCAAUAGAGCCCUUUUGGAUAAAAUUGCUCUUCCGAAAGUCAUUGAUGAAUCAUCUACGGACGCAGACUCUGUUAAAGGUCGCUUUGGAUGGGUU
This is a messenger RNA of Notodromas monacha, 332 nucleotides long. Lineage: Eukaryota; Metazoa; Arthropoda; Ostracoda; Podocopida; Cyprididae. The record is from the annotation of a GenBank genome assembly.